AUGUCAAUUUCUGAUUGCGUUAAUUCCCGAAACGCAUCACAGAGCCCUGCUCUGGUUGCUGCGAGUGCUUCCAAUCUGAUAAUACAAAGUGAAGUAUCGCAGCAGUCACAGCAUCAACAAAGUGACCUGGUACCUCUUAAUUGGCUUCAAGGUUCAGAUAUCAUACAUAUCGCCCCACUAGAUCAAGAAGAAGACACAACCAGGGCUUCCACUCCAGGUACACCGACUUAUCGCGUUCGAAAUCAGAGUCAAACUGUCCCACAAGCGCUCCCUGUAACCGUUAAUCAGGGUUAUCCCAUAAUUGUGACCACUGCCCCCAACUUCAAUACCUCGGCAGUAGUCAAUACUUUUGAUGAUAGUAAUGUGAAACCCGGUAUCAGUUAUACUCACCUUAUUUGCAUGGCUAUUGAAUCAUCAGCAAAUAAAUGCAUGACGGUUCAGGAAAUCUACAACUGGUGUCAGAAGCACUACGCUUACUUCAGGAACAGCAAUUCGGGCUGGAAAAACUCUCUUCGCCACAACCUCUCCAUAAAUAAAUACUUCAAAAAAUUGCCACGAGAUGUCCGGGGUCCAGGAAGGGGGAAUUUUUGGACGAUCGAUCCGAGUGAGAGAUCAAAUUUAUUGGAAUCUAUAAGGCGUGCUCCUCCCCUCCCUACUGUCAGGUCUAUAGCACUGCAGCCUAUCACGGCGAUCAGCACUCAAUUGACAACUCUAAGCUCUCUUCCAACUUCCACUGGAAGUUUGAUUAUAACCAGUGCCUCUGUUCCUGAAGAUAGAACCCCUCCGAAAUUGCAUGUGAAUGCCAUUCCUGAAGACAGAUCAACCAAAGACUCCGAACACACGGUGUAUGCAGAGUCGGAAUCCAUCGGUGCUACUGAGGUUUGUGGUUCUGUAACCCCUUCUCAACCAGUUGGAUUUGAAUCGUGGUCUGCAGAGGAGGAUGCGAAAUUUGAAGAAUCGAAAAGACAGCUGUUCGGAUCAAUGGGCACCCAGACAUCCGGAAUCGCUUCUCAGGAACCAGUGAAGGAGUCGAAAAACCGGAGAAAGUCUUCCCUUCAGACCAAUCAACUCAUGUGCGAGCGGUGUAAAAACGCUGUGGUUUCGUCGUGUCAGCGGUGUAGUUUACUGCGCCAGGUGCGUAGAAUGGGUUCUCUAAAGGAUGUUCUUUCAAGCUUGGAUGGAGAAGGGAAGACGGAUAGCACAAGGAUGGAUCAAGUGCUCAAUUUCUUGGAUGACGACCAAGAGGCACCCUCAUCAAGUUGGUCGAAACCGAGUGUCACGACAGAGGAGACUUUCAUAGUGAAUGCUCCUCACAUGGAUCAUGAGUACUGCAGCUUUCAACAGUACCUGCGAAGUCAGGAGGACAAAAGAGUUGUUCAAUCUGUGAAUGCCGAGAUUCGUGAUCAACAAGUGGAGCUGUUGAGGGAGUUGGCUGCAACAAAUUAUGACAUGGAGGGUCUUUCUUUCGAAGAUGAGAGGGAGAACGAAGAACCCAAAGGCGCUAGAAGAUACGUGAAGUGUGGUGAGAAACAUCGAUUAAAUGCGAGGAGUGUUGCUGCAGUGCCACGGAAGAGAGGAAAGGAGCGUGUGAGGAAGAUGGAGUUGGAAUAUGAGAACGAUGACGAAGAGGAAUAUUUCUUAGAGAUGCCUCCAUAUACUGGUCAUUAUAAAUCGCGAAAUAGGUACACUUGUGCUUUCGAAAACGAUCAGAAUGAUGACUUUGACGACUUGGAAGAAGAUGGUUAUCAUGCAUUUUCGAGACGAGCACCAGCUUCUUCACUUUCUCGGACACGAAAACGCCGAGUUGUAGAAGAAUCUGACAGUGCACUUCCUCCACCUUCUUUGAGGAGACGUGUUGAAGAGAACUCUUCUCGAUUGCCGACAGAGUAUGGUGACGUGACGGCCCCUCCUUCAGGUCAUCCUUCUUCACCCUCCAAAGAUUUGCCUUCGUCCAAAAGAGGAGGCAGGAAAGGGAAUAGGAGGUUUGACAGAAACUAG
Molecule: messenger RNA, 1998 nt
Organism: Rodentolepis nana
Lineage: Eukaryota; Metazoa; Platyhelminthes; Cestoda; Cyclophyllidea; Hymenolepididae
Source: the annotation of a GenBank genome assembly